This is a messenger RNA of Coregonus clupeaformis (lake whitefish), 1617 nucleotides long. RefSeq names its product fibroblast growth factor-binding protein 2-like. Bases 64 to 951 code for a protein of 295 amino acids. Gene Ontology annotation, biological process: cell-cell signaling. The record is from RefSeq and is a predicted model, not a curated record. Lineage: Eukaryota; Metazoa; Chordata; Actinopteri; Salmoniformes; Salmonidae. The transcript has 2 exons. Gene Ontology annotation, molecular function: growth factor binding.
GACCCUCAGCUUCUGCAGUCCCACUCUCACUCCCUCUCUCACACUUAAGCAUCUGGCAUAACCAUGUGGACUCGGGCUAGCGCACUGCUGCUCCUCGCCUGCUGCCUCUGGGCAGUGGAGGGUCAGAACGAGAACAGCAAUGGCAACACAAGGGCAGGCAAUGGUGGUGGUGCUGCUGCUGCUGCAGAGAACAGGAAGAGUGUCUGGGAGGACCCCAUCCAGUUCAACAACAAGGCAAAGGACUUGUGCACCAUGAGUGUCACCGGCCAGGGAGAUGUCACCAGGCUGAGGAUAUCGUGCCAGGGUGCCGAGAGAACCUACUGGUGCGAGUACACGGGCAAGCCCCAGAUGUGCCGUGCCUACAACAACAACCCUCGCCACUAUUUCACCCAGAUCAUGUGGGACCUAAGGAAACUCCAGAACGCCUGCCAGGCACCCAAGGCUAUCAAGCCUCAGAUGUGCAAGAGGGCACCGGAAGACACCCAGAUGUUGUUCUCCGCUUCCUCCACGCCAGAGGCAGCAUCAGCAGCCACCCCCCAAAAGCCGGAGAAAGCCCAGGAGCCAACCCAGGUGAAACCAGAGACCCCCAAGGCACCGAUCGUCAAGCAGGCUAAGCUAGCCGCAACCAAGCCUGAGGCUAAACCAACAAAACCAGAGCUGGCAAGACCAGAGCAGGCACCUACAAAGCCAGUGCAAUCCAGACCUGUGCAGGCAAAACCAGAGCAGGCAAAACCAGCAGCUGCAAAACCAGCAGGAUCAAAACCAGCAGGAGCAAAACCAGUCAAGCCAGCAGUGAACAAGACACUGAAAAAGCUUCUGACACCCAAACCAACCACUCCAAAACCAACCAAACCCACUGUCAAGAGCAAUGCCAAAAAGAUUGCACAAGAGUAUUGUUGGCGGUCACUCCAAGGCAUCUGUUCCUAUGUCAUUGGUUGGUUUCAGAACUAAUAAUGAAGAUUUAGAUUCCUUGUGAAGAUGACUUCAAAGGUCUGACUAAAGAGGUGCUCAGAGUGGUUUUCCAGAAGAGGACUUUGUUAAUAAAUGUUGGAAGAGAGCUCUAACACCCUCUUAAUGGGAAUGAUCGUACUGACAUUACUGUUAAUCAAACAUCUUUCCAGCCAGCCAUUUCACCAUGAGUUGUGAAUGUUCCAUCGAGACCGAUACCAAUGAAAUAGUAAUUCCAAGGGUCACAAUGACAACUGAAAGCAUCCAUACCUGAAUGUGUGGAUCGGGUAUGGACAGAUAGUUAAAUCCGUCGUCUUUCACAUGGUACUCAUUUCGUCCCCAUUUUAUUUUUAUUUUUUUACAGUUUGGUUUUUGUGUCAGAAAGCACUCUACACAUUUAGACAAACCUAUGGUACCCUAUAAUGGACUCUCCUAAGGCAGAUACGCCAUUGGUUUUGCCUUUUUUUGUAUGUUUGUUUAUGUGUAUGUUUGUAUCACCAUAAACCAUGUAUUGAAUAUACUGUGUUGGGGAAAAACAUGACAAGGUUUUUGUGUCAUUCACAUAGUAGAGAGGCAUAUUCUGCAAACUCUACCACUGGUUCAUUGGACUGAAAUGUCACAAUCAAUGUAUGAAUGUCUGUAUAUAAUGAAUAAAGUGUGUUCUUAGUU